AGGUUUCUUUUGUCUCCCCUUUUCUAAGUAAGAUGGAUCCGCUCCCUUCAUUCAAACACAGAAAAUCCUUUGCUGCUAGGAAAAGUGAAGUAGCUUCUAUUCGGAUCAAGUUUACCAACAAGCUACCGGUGAUCCUAGAGCGCUAUCCCAAGGAGAAAAUAUUGCCAGUCUUGAACAAGAUCAAAUUUCUUGUUCCAGAAGACUUCACUAUGGGCCAGUUUGUUUCUAUUAUACGAAACAGAAUGUCCAUCAGCUCUACCCAAGCCUUCUACUUCCUGGCUGAUAAUAACCGCAGUAUGGUUAACAUGUCAUCCCCCAUGUCUGAAGUGUAUUCAACUUACAAAGAUGAAGAUGGCUUCCUGUACAUGACCUACGCUUCACAGGAAAUGUUUGGCUGACAGCCCAAGAUGUGCCAAGGAUAUGAUUUGGUUAAAAUUGGUUUGUGUCUCUCUGACCACACCACUCACCUUCUGUUAUAAACCGGAUUGCAUUCUUCUCAAAAUGGCUAUGUGGAUCUACUGCUCUUCUGCUGCGUUGCAUGUAAACCCCUGGAGAUCUUUCUGAAGGAGACCUGUCUCAACAAUAGACAAGUAGAUGUGUUGGGUGAUGGGUUUAGGGAGGGGGAUGCCACAUUCUGGAAGGAUCACAGAGGUUCCAUUCAAAACUCUUUCUAGGCUCUCUGAAGUCUUCCUGGGCUGAUCUGCAUUCUGAUACAUCAAAGGAUUACUUGGACACGGUUGAUAAGGGGCUGUAGUUAUGACCCUCUCAAGCAUCAUGGGUUGAGCUGGCUUUAGACGAUGGCUUUUCAUUGACUCAACCAAGAACGGAUUCUAGGGAAGGCUUGUUUUGGGUGUUGGUUCUCACUAAUUUAAUAACCCUUCUAACAGUAUGCUAAAAUAUUGAUGCACUUUUAAAGAGCCUGCCUCCUCCCUUGGGUAGGUGGUGGCUUCUUGCAAGCUGCCGCGAUUCUCAUCGGUGGGUACUUUCUUUUAAAAGAUGCAAAUCCUACAUGAAAGUGUGGAGGAGGGGAUGCUUCACUGCAGACUGAGAACCAGAGUUUAGAGAGCAUUCUCACGCUGAAGAGGGAACGAAUGGAUUGGUUUAAUUCGCAACAGUACUGUACAUGUAUGUUUUCUAUAGUGCUGGAAAGACUUGUUUUUGUCAGCCACUUUUUAAGGGAGAAACAAUUGUUAACAUGGGCAAUUUCGAGUAGAAAAUGCACAUUUUUAAAGCUAGUCUUUGCACUGUGAAAUCUCUUUUCCUAAUCUCACUUUUAUGGAUAUGGUUCUCUUUUUGAAACAUGUCUUAAACAGUAUUGCUGACUGCUAUGUAUGUUUUUUAGGGUCUAAGCUUGCGGGAGCAUAGUGGGCCUGAAAGCCAGUGCCUUGUCAAGACCUUAAAACAAGCUUUACAGAACAUCAGUUGCUGGUUUACAGCAGAGCUCUUUGGGAGAUUUUUGACUCCUACACGGGCCUAUAUAGUAAACUUUGCAGUUCUACAGUUCUGGUCCAAAGUCUUUUGGCUAAUCCCAACACUAUUUACUGGGCUUUUAAGAUUUGCAUUGCUUUUUUUGUGGGGUUGGUUUUAAUGUACUUGGAAUUAUCUAGCUUACUACAGCACACUUGGACUAGUGGAGAUCAGAAGUUGAUAAGGCGAAGUACCUGAGUCACGUGCUGCAUGGCCAGAAACGGGAAGUUUAAACAGCUGCUCUUCCUUCUGGACCAACCUGUAAUUGAAACCUAGGUUGAGCAGUCUGCCACAAAUAGAGAUGUCUCUCCUGCUAGUGGGGUUAGUCUGGAAGGAAAGCCCUUCUGGCUCACACGGGACGAGAACUGCCCCCAUUUUGAUGACCUAAUACAGUGAAUGAAGGAGCAUUCUUGCAGUCAAAUGUGGUGAUGGGAGUUCCCUGUUCACAAGUGUUUUUCUUUGCAAUUAAUCAUUUGGCAAUUUGGAUUAAGACCAUGGUAUCUGGAAGGUGGCAUUAACCAUUUCACCUAGUCUGUUUUUGGGCCUUGCUAUGUGCUCUGAGGUAAUGGUAAGGCAUGCUGUAUGUUGCCUUAUUUGCUUCAGCUGAGCAAAUAGUGGCUCUGUGGGGCUGAUUUAGUUGAGGGGGAAAGCAAGAUAGUGUGGGAGGGGUGUAAGAGUUUAAAGAUGCUUUCAACGAAGCAGGAAGAGUUUAGAGGGUUUAAACCAAAACUCUCUAUAUCUUGCUUUGGCCCCUCAGCACAACAAGCAUCUUUUAAGCGAAACAUCUUUUAAGGGAAGAUGAUUGCGGAGUUGUUCACUCUUGAGAGAAAGUUAAAAGUUUCAGUUGCAGUUUACAUCUUAGGAAUGCUGGAGAGACAGUUUGGCUGCAUUUGGGCUUCA
Sphaerodactylus townsendi is the source of this 2367-nucleotide messenger RNA. RefSeq names its product microtubule-associated proteins 1A/1B light chain 3C-like. The coding region runs from base 33 to 398 and encodes 121 amino acids. Gene Ontology annotation, cellular component: autophagosome; cytosol; autophagosome membrane. The transcript is spliced from 4 exons. Lineage: Eukaryota; Metazoa; Chordata; Lepidosauria; Squamata; Sphaerodactylidae. Gene Ontology annotation, molecular function: ubiquitin protein ligase binding. The record is from RefSeq and is a predicted model, not a curated record. Gene Ontology annotation, biological process: macroautophagy; cellular response to nitrogen starvation; autophagy of mitochondrion.